Brenthis ino (lesser marbled fritillary) is the source of this 819-nucleotide messenger RNA. NCBI's taxonomy places the organism in Eukaryota, Metazoa, Arthropoda, Insecta, Lepidoptera, Nymphalidae. The record is from the annotation of a GenBank genome assembly.
AUGGAGACGGACAAGAUGUCGACCGCGUCAUCGGUGGGCGCAGAGCGUCGACCACUAAUGCAAGCGCUUUUAAUUGAACGACGAAUUCUUUUCGCUUGCACUGUACUAGUUGGGCUUAGUACAUUCAUAUGGAUCACUGCUAUCUGUACAAAUAAAUGGGUUCACAUUGAAGGUGGCAGUGGUAUAUUUCUGCCAACCAGGGGAGGCUAUUUCAUGUACAGUGACUCAGGCGUAUGGGAGAUUUGUCGAUAUGUAUUCCACCCAACUGACAAUUCAGUCCUACAACACAAUGCGACGCAUAUGGCGUCUUUGAAUCCAUUCGAUAUGAGCGGAUUAAAAGGAGAAUAUUUUACUAAUUGUACAAAUUAUUUAGCUCAGCCUAUUAUGAAGAACGGGAAGCCCGCCGAUCCCGCUUACGAUAUAGAUGUAGCGAACUACGUUCGAACGAUGAUCUCUUUUGGCAUCAUCAGUUUAUUCGUGAUGGCUAUGGGUUGUGGCUUCUCUGUUUACACCUUCCGCAACCCACGCUACAUGUUCAAACGUCUCGCCGCGGGCAUACAUUUCAUCAGCACGUCGUGCACAAUCGUUGUUGUGCAAGUGAUGAUGUCUUCAGUGGACCAUAUGAAGAAGAACUUGAAGUUCGUGUAUCCAGAGCGUGCCUAUCACUACUACCACAUCAGUUUUUUCAUGGCAUGGUUCGUGGUGUUGGUCAACCUGUUCGCGGCUGCAUCCUUCUUGUGGUACUCGCGUAAGAGAAAGGGGGAUAAGGCUGCCACAGACGAACUGGCUAUGGCUGAUGAACCUACAAUCAUCGGUCGA